AUGUUGCCCUGCAUUCUCUUAAAUUGGCCGCUCAACAGCAGCGAGCGGGGCCGCGGCUCGUUCUCGGUGCUGAGCACCUCCGACCACACGGUGACGCUGAAGGAGCGGCCUCAAGACAAGUUUGCCAAGACAUUUACCUUCGACCGUGUGUUCGGACCCGACUCCAAGCAGCGCGCUGAACCCACCGUCUGCAUGCUGGAGCCGGUGGGCCCGAAGCCUGGCUGCGCCCCACUAGCACUGCCUGGACCCGGACGUGGGCAAUCAUCCCCGCGCACGCUCAGCCAGCUGUUCGACGAGCUGCGCAUCCAGGGCGUGGAGUUCACCGUGCGCGUGUCCUUCCUGGAGCUGUACAACGAGGAGCUGUUCGACCUGCUCGGGCCCGAGACGGACACCACCCGACUGAGGCUGUACGAAGACGCCAGCAAGAAGGGCUCGUGCAUCAUUCAAGGCUUGGAGGAGGUGACGGUGCACAACAAGAACGACGUGUACGAGAUCCUGCGGCUGGGCUCGCAGAAGCGCCAGACGGCCGCCACGCUGAUGAAUGCCCACUCCAGUCGCUCCCACACCGUCUUCUCCGUGACGGUGCACAUCAAGGAGAACACGGUCGACGGCGAGGAGCUGCUCAAGACCGGCAAGCUCAACCUGGUGGACCUGGCCGGCAGCGAGAAUGUGGGCAGAUCGGGGGCCGUCGACCGGCGCGCGCGAGAGGCGGGCAACAUCAACCAGAGUCUGCUGACCCUGGGCCGUGUCAUCACAUCGCUGGUGGAACGGGCACCGCACGUGCCGUACAGGGAGUCGAAGCUGACGCGGCUUCUGCAGGACUCGCUGGGCGGGCGCACCAAGACCUCCAUCAUCGCUGCCGUGUCGCCAGCCUCCUGCAACCUGGAGGAGACGCUCAGCACGCUGGACUACGCCCAGCGCGCUAAGAGCAUCACCAACCGGCCCGAGAUCAACCAGAAGCUCAGCAAGAAGAUGCUCAUGAAGAUUAACACCUGA
This is a messenger RNA of Pollicipes pollicipes, 996 nucleotides long. Its product is annotated as kinesin-like protein KIF11-A. Gene Ontology annotation, biological process: mitotic spindle assembly; microtubule-based movement; spindle elongation. Bases 1 to 996 code for a protein of 331 amino acids. The record is from RefSeq and is a predicted model, not a curated record. Gene Ontology annotation, molecular function: microtubule binding; plus-end-directed microtubule motor activity; ATP binding. Gene Ontology annotation, cellular component: mitotic spindle; spindle microtubule; nucleus. Lineage: Eukaryota; Metazoa; Arthropoda; Thecostraca; Pollicipedomorpha; Pollicipedidae. The transcript is spliced from 9 exons.